CUGUUUAGUAACUUGCACCGAAGAAAUGAUGAAGCCAGCGAAUGGUCAGCAGGGCGGUUGAUGUGAUCUUGACGACGGAAAUUGGAGAAUAAAAGAGGGAAGGUGCGGUCUGACCAGAUGAUCUUUUUAAGUUUUUUCGCCUCACUUGAUUUGGCCAACCUUCCUUUGUUGGAAAAGCCCACCAGUUGACUACACUAAAUAUUUCUUUUGCUCUCGUAAAACACGAAUCAUUGUUUACGCGGGUCAAAUGACCGGUUCAGCCAGUAUCCCACGCUUUCAGGGUCAAUGCUUGUGGGCUGUGGGCUCUAGACUGUAGACUGUAGUUGGAGUCGAUCAAAUCAAACACAAAUACAAAAGAAACAGAACAACCUAACAAAAAUCGUAGGGAGAUGCUUGUAACAAAUCGAACCAAAAAGAUCAACUUUCUUCUUUUGAUGCAGAAUUAAGCAAUGGUGGGCUAAGGCCGUUGAAUCCUGCUCCCUUGCUUUUACAAUUUUUUUUCUGUUUGACCCAUAUGAUAAAAAUUGGGCCUUGUUGCCUUUUUUGCCCUUUUUUCCAAGCCUUUUACAACUGUUGUUCUUUUGACUAAAAACUGUGGCUUUGCGGUUCAUUAUCAUUCAUGGGAAUUGUUACACAGCUGGGCUCUCACUGCUCUUGCCCAUACUUUUUCCCCAUAAGCGGCCUCUGAAGGAUCUAUUUAUUACAGGGUUUUGUGAAUAGUGCUGUUGAUGAAGUCUUAGUAGGAGAAAGAGGAUGGUCGUUGUGGCAUUGUUAUGGAGGAGAAUGCGGCAGCCUUGAAUACGGCCUUAAAUGCAGUGCAGGCCUUGGGGCGGGGUUUCGAUGUCACUUCUGAUAUCAGAUUGCUGUAUUGCAAGGGCGCAGCGGCCUCGCGGCUUGUAGUUAUUGAGGAGGAGAAAACACAGGAUCUGCCGGUCGCAGAAGGUUUAAUUGCACCCAAUGUGCCCGUCGAAGUUACUUGCUCUAGCGGUGAACUUGCAAGGCAUCAUACUGGCGUUCUCGAUUUCCAUCAGAUGGCCGAGCAUUUCAACGAAACGAUGUCUCUGUCCGGGAGGACCCCUCUUGGCAGCUUCAAUUCUAUGUUCAAUUUCUCUGGUUCAUGGGAGUCUAAUGCAGCAGCCACCAAGAGCCUUGUAAUGGAUGGGUUUUUCAUAUCAUUAUACACUGUUCAGUUGAGAAAAUCUUCCUUGGUUCUUUGUCCUGAAGUCAAGCGUGCUGUUCCAAAUAUGUGGGAGCCGUCCUCUUUAGCAAGCUUCAUUGAAAAUUUUGGUACCCAUAUCAUUACAUCUGUGACAAUUGGUGGUAGAGAUGUAAUAUAUGUCAAGCAGCAUCACUCAUCUCCUUUAUCUUCCAUGGACAUACAAAAGUAUGUGAAAGACAUUGCAGACAGAAGGUUUUCAGCGACAGAUACUUAUGUUGUCUCUAGUGCAAGCACAUUGAAGGACAAGGAUGUUACAGUCAUUUUUAGGAGGAGAGGAGGUGAUGAACUUGUUCAAAGUCACAAAGACUGGUUGAGUACUGUUCCCUUGGCUCCUGAUGUUAUUAAUAUGUCAUUUGUUCCUGUAACAUCAUUGUUAGAUGGAGUUCCUGGAAAGGAUCAUCUCAGACGUGCUAUUGAUCUCUACCUAGAGUACAAACCCCCAAUUGAGGAACUUCAAUAUUUUCUGGACUUCCAAGUUUCUCGUGCAUGGGCUCCGCUUUCUAGUGAUUUGCCAGGACAGGAAAGGAAGGAACCAGUAUGCCCUACACUGCAAUUCAGUUUGAUGGGGCCUAAACUUCAUAUUAGUACAGCCCAGGUAUCUGUUGGUCGAAAACCUGUGACUGGACUUAGACUAUGUCUUGAAGGGAGGAAGCAAAAUAGACUCGCAAUUCACUUACAACAUUUAAUUUCACUUCCCAGAAUCCUACAGCCACACUGGGAUGUGCAUAUUGCAAUUGGGCCCCCCAAAUGGCAGGGACCAGAAGAGCAGGAUAGCAGAUGGUUUGAGCCUGUGCAAUGGAAGAACUUUUCCCAUGUGAGUACUGCUCCUGUAGAGAACAGUGAAACAUGGAUAGGAGAUCUUUCUGGGGUUUAUAUUGUCACUGGAGCACAACUUGGGGUAUGGGAUUUUGGGCAAAAAAGUGUUUUAUACCUUAGGCUUCUGUUCUCUAAGGUUCCAGGUUGUACCAUACGAAGAUCAGUCUGGGAUCACUCACCAUCAUCUCAUCAAAAUGUUGAUGUAUCUUCAUCAAACCAGUCGGCAGUGAAGAUCUCAGGCAAUACGAGUUCUGGGUCAACAGUGCUGACAGGAAAGUUGGCAAAAUUUGUGGAUGUGACUGAGAUGACCAAGGGGCCUCAAGAUAUGCCUGGCCAUUGGUUAGUCACCGGUGCAAAGCUGGGGGUCGAGAAAGGAAGGAUUGUAUUGCGUGUAAAAUAUUCCCUCCUAAAUUACUAAGGUAAGAAAGAUGUGAAAAAUCUUUGCAUGUUGAUAAAUGAAAUAUGCCACUCAUUUGGCUGUACAAGGUUGUAUACGGAUGUAGAAAACAGGAGCAUUUCCCUUUUAUGUAGCAGAGUUUUUUAAAGAAUUUCUGCUCAGGAAAUUCUUUUCACAGGUGACCGUGCGAUUCACUCCAUGGAGUUUCUUAAUGUUAGUUUCAUUUGUUUCUGUCCGUCAAGGCUUCAUAACAGAAUUUUUAAUUCGAGGGUUGUAUUCUUGCAUACAUUUGUAUAUUGCUGUUAACAAAAGGUCCUGAUGGACUAUAUUGUGAUUUUUUAUGGCACUGAUAGGAAUAUGACAAAGCUGUGCCGGCAAAUUUUUUUGCAUUUUCUCUUAGCAGUGAUUGCUUUCAAGUUUCAACCAUGAAAGAAAUCUGCUAUCGUUUAUAUUUGGAGGUAUGCUGAAGAUGCUGUUGUAAGAAAGUCGACAGAUAUUGUUCUUUGUGCAGAAAGAAACAUAACCUGUCAGGCUGAUAUCUGUCUCACAAAAUAUUUUGUUGGAUAUCUUGAAUUCUUGAAUUUAAUUUUAUUGAUCUUCAUGCAGAAAUUUGUUGUCUAGAAUCUCUAGAUAAAGAAAUUCAAAAUCUGUGUAUUUGUGCCA
Molecule: messenger RNA, 3095 nt
Organism: Cryptomeria japonica (Japanese cedar)
Lineage: Eukaryota; Viridiplantae; Streptophyta; Pinopsida; Cupressales; Cupressaceae
Product: MACPF domain-containing protein CAD1
Exons: 6
Coding region: 774-2453 (559 amino acids)
Biological process (GO): plant-type hypersensitive response; regulation of salicylic acid mediated signaling pathway
Cellular component (GO): plasma membrane
Source: RefSeq, a predicted model, not a curated record